Molecule: messenger RNA, 3105 nt
Organism: Salvia miltiorrhiza (redroot sage)
Lineage: Eukaryota; Viridiplantae; Streptophyta; Magnoliopsida; Lamiales; Lamiaceae
Product: fanconi-associated nuclease 1 homolog
Exons: 15
Coding region: 56-2905 (949 amino acids)
Biological process (GO): interstrand cross-link repair
Cellular component (GO): nucleus
Molecular function (GO): flap-structured DNA binding; 5'-3' exonuclease activity; 5'-flap endonuclease activity
Source: RefSeq, a predicted model, not a curated record
GGUUUAUAAAUAAACUGCACAUUUUUAGGGCUUUCACCCAAAUCAGUCUCCGACCAUGCUCACUGGGCGCGAAAGCUUGCUCAGAGUCAUCGGCAAACGACGCCGUUUCCUCCCCAGCCGCCGAUCCGUCCUCUACGCCGCAGCCGCCUCGCCAUCUCCGAGUUGUUCGAGCAUAUGGGAGAGAGAUGAAAUGGUGGAGAGAGAUUCAGCUCAGCAAAGACCCGACGGCGAUGGCGAUGCUCCAGAAUCGGUGAAUUGCCCUGUUUGUGGGGCCCGACUUCCCGGCGCGGAUAAUGCCCUCAUCAAUUCUCAUGUAGAUGAUUGCCUUGCUCCUAAAGGAAGUAAGCGGAAACUGAGCCAGGUCACCCUUUUUCAGUUGAACUUCUCAAGGUCCAAAGCUAGAUUGCACUCUUCUCGCCCCGCCAAUGAUCGAGUUACUCCUGAUGGAGUGAGCACUGCAGAUACUGUUCAUAACUCGUCUGGGUUGGAUGGGUCUGAUGAGUAUGCUAACAAUGAUUCUGCUUAUUUGGGAAACGUUUCGAAUGCAAAUCCCGAAGAAGAUUUUAUUUCCAAAGGCACAAAUAGUGAUAAAUUUGCCUUGCCUUUGUUUCUGUCUGACAUUGAGGAGGGGCAUAAAGAUGGCGCGGAUGAAUUUUCGGAUGAUUAUGACAUGUCUAAGGUUGUUAUUCCAACUCUCAUUGUUGGGCGUAGGUAUGGAAGCAGAGAGUCAAUAGAUCCUCAAUCAAGGUUAUGCCUCUCUAGAGACCCUGAGAAUGUUAAGGAUCCAAAUGCUAUCAAGGUACUUUGUGUAGAUUGUGGAUCUGAUCGCAUGUUGGGAUAUAUACCGCGAGAGUUGGCCCAAUAUUUGUCUCCUCUAAUAGAGAAGUUCCACUUGAACUUUGAGGGCAGUAUCACUUCUGUGCCACAAGAUCCUCGAGCUUCUAUUCCAAUUCAGAUAGUAUGCACAAAUGUUGAAUUAUGUGACCAAAAAUAUUGCAAUGGCAUGCAAGAAUUUAAGACUUUAUGGAUAAAAGCUCUACGUGUCGUUGAACUUGCAAAAUCAAAUCCAUCUGGAAUGACCAGGUAUCAACGUAACCUGGAAUUGCUUAUACAAGAGGUGUUAAAGAGUAAUCGACAUCUUUUUACAGACAGCGAGGUGUCUUUCUUAGAAGCAUUUGACUCGCUUCCUAAUGAUAGUAAAAGACUUUUUGCUCGGCUAUAUACACGCAAAGGGCCCUGGUUUCGGAUGUCUAGUAUGUCAUAUCCUGAGAUAGCUGAUCACGACCAAGCACUAAAGGGGCUCGUAGAAGCUGGGUAUCUGUGCUCCUUUUUGCUAAGGAAUGAUCUAGAAGAGGAUGACUUAGAGGAAGCUUUUAACAUCCUUAAUGUUGAUGAGCUGCGGGAAGCUCUGCUACUGAUUAACAAGAAAUGCAGUCAUGGUACACGAAAGCAAGGCAUCAUCAAAUUGCUGCUAUCAUCAAACACAGGUGGUCCUUGUUCUGAUCUCCGAGGGUUUGUUCUAGCUAAAACUGGUUCUUGUGUAAAAGUAUCUCCACUUGCCGAACUUCUAGUAUGGCGAGCUGAGAGGCUUUUCUUCCUUAAUGGAGAACAGGACCUCUCAGCCUUUUUGCUUGUGGACUUAGGUAUUGUAAAAUAUCCUGCUUAUAGAUGUAUAAUCUCAGAGCCGAUUUUUCCAAAUAGGAGUGGCUUACUAUCUUAUGAAGAGGCUAUUGAAAUUUCACAAAUUAUGAUUGAAUCUCUUGAUGAGAACAACUUGGAGUUGGUCUUAAGAUGCAUAGAGAUAUCUGUUUCUUGCAUGUCAACAUGUUCGAAAGAGCAUACAUCUUCAACUGCUGGAUCAAUGGAUGCUUUUUUGUCCCACUUCUCAGCCUCAUGGGUAUACUCUAAGGUGGUCUUAUUGGGUGUGUCCUUUUUAGAGCGCGAGAAGAGGUACAAGGAGGCCAUCAAUUUACUCAGGCGACUACUAAAUGCAUUCAUUUCUGAUAGAAGAAGGGGAUAUUGGACUUUACGGCUUUCUGUUGAUUUGGAACAUCUUGGGCGUAUAGAUGAUAGCUUACAAGUAGCAGAGGAUGGUUUACUUGAUCCAUGGGUUCGUGCAGGUUCAAGAGUAGCCCUGCAAAGGAGAGUGCUGCGGUUGGGGAAACCACCCAGGCGCUGGAAAAUACCCAAUUUUUCUAAUUCUGUUAAUAGGAAGAUUUUUCAGGUUCAUGUUCAAGGAAAACCGUUGAAUUGUAAAAUAGGGGCGAAGAGCAUCUUUUACGGUGAAAAUGGAGAACGGUGUGGAGUAGAAGAGCUUGCACUACAGUAUUAUGCCGGGGAUGGAGGCGGUUGGCAAGGUGUACACACAGAGAGUGGCAUUUGGCUUACCAUCUUUGGGAUCUUGAUGUGGGAUAUUAUUUUUGCUGAUGUACCAAAUGUCUUCCGCACCAAAUUUCAAACUGCACCCUUGGAUCUUGAGACCGAUAGCUUCUACGAAACCAGAAAGAGCCUCAUAGAAGCACACUUGGAGAAAAUCCGAGAUGGCAUGGCAGAGGAGAUACUCAUUACAACGUGGGACUUGCACGUUGGAACAACCUGUCGAGGGGUAAACUGGGAGAAGCACUCAUUGGCUGAUCUUCGAGCCGCUGCAAAAUGCAUUGGAGGUGCAUGCCUUGCAUCCAUCUGCAGACAUCUGGCUCAAGGUUACCGCAGCUGGUCUAGUGGCAUGCCCGAUUUACUGCUAUGGCGUCUUGAAGACUGCUACAGAGGCGAAGCAAAGCUUGUUGAAGUCAAAGGCCCUAGGGACCGUCUCUCAGAACAGCAGCGCGCCUGGUUGCUCAUCCUCAUCGACUGCGGCUUCACUGUUGAGGUCUGCAAGGUAACUCCAAAUCCAGUAGCAACAUGACUGCCAUCAUCUUGGUCUUGAAAUCGCACCAGAAAUAAAGCAUGCUUAAGAUACUGAUAAAUACAACAUUUAUUUAUCCACAUAGAAGCACACAUGUCAUGUGUGCCAUUCUCAUCACCGUUAGUUGUAUUUGUAUAUAUAUAUAGCCAUAUAGGAAGAGAAGAAAUGAAAAGAAUACUAAUUGUCCAUUCUUGUUGUCA